Molecule: messenger RNA, 4133 nt
Organism: Polypterus senegalus (gray bichir)
Lineage: Eukaryota; Metazoa; Chordata; Cladistia; Polypteriformes; Polypteridae
Product: R3H domain-containing protein 1
Exons: 27
Coding region: 408-3752 (1114 amino acids)
Molecular function (GO): nucleic acid binding
Source: RefSeq, a predicted model, not a curated record
GAUCUGCUUUAGCAGGUAGAUUCAGACAAGUGAAAUAUUGGUGCUAAGGCCAGACGUUGAGUAGGCUAGCAACUUAGCAAAGGAACAAAUGCUGCUGCUGAUACUAUGGAAACUAAACCUUUAGUGACGAGAGAUAGUAAAUAUGCAAGCUACUAUGGUACAGGUUUUGGAGGGGAAUGAUCUGCUUGUUUUGCGGUACCUUUGUUUGGAUCUGGAACCGGCACUGGUGAAAGGGACAUGGGACUCUUCUUUGGGGCUUCCAGUAAGCACAACACAACUGAUUUUGUGUUUGACAGCACUGAAAGGGACUGUAGGUUUUCCCAAUUCACAAAUACUGCACUACAGGCCUAUAACUGGAAAUUACAAAAGGUGUUGCACUUUUGGUAGAAGCUACAAAAACUUUGCUAAUGAGGAUGUCUAAUUCAGUUACCGUAAAGGAAAACACCAUUACAAUGAAAGGUUCAGAGGCUGAAGAGUAUGAUAGUAUACCAUCAGGUAUUUUGAGAAAAUCGGAAAGCGAAGAACAAAUGGAGUCAGAGAGAGUUGAAAGCAACAGUGACAACAAAAAUGAAUCUCAGCGACAAAUGCAUACUCUUGGACAAUCAGGAAAAAGGUCAAAGUCUAAUACAAAAUUAAAGCUAGUUCGGAGCUUGGCUGUGUGUGAAGAAUCUUCACCUCCCCCAGUUGCAGAACUGCAUCAAGAAUGCCAGAUACAGUUCAUGCAAUCAUUUGAUAGAGAAGGAUCACCUAUUAAAGAUGAAGAUGAGACAGAAAAUAAUACUGAUAAACCAGAUAAAAUAUCCCGCAAAAUGUUGUCAAGAGAUUCAAGUCAAGAAUACACUGAUUCAACUGGAAUAGACCUACAUGAGUUUUUAGUUAACACUUUAAAAAACAAUCCCAGGGACAGAAUGAUGUUGCUAAAGCUUGAACAAGAUAUCUUGGAUUUUAUCACUAAUAAUGAAUCUCAACGAAGAAAAUUUCCCCCAAUGACAUCUUAUCAUAGAAUGCUGCUACACAGGGUAGCUGCAUAUUUUGGGUUGGAUCAUAAUGUUGACCAGACUGGAAAAGCUGUAAUUAUUAACAAAACAAGCAAUACAAGAAUACCUGAUCAGAAAUUUUGUGAGCAUUUUAAAGAUGACAAAAGUGAUGAUUUCCAAAAACGGUAUAUUCUGAAACGUGAUAACUCCAGUAUGGACAAAGAUGAUGGCCAGGUUUUCUACUUUCAGAUGCGUAUUCGUUUAAAAGAGGAUAGAAGAAGCAAAUCAAUAGAAGAAAGAGAGGAAGAAUACCAGAGAGUUAGGGAAAGAAUAUUUGCACAAGAUGCUCUGUAUAUUCAGGAAAAUUAUCUGCCAGAUAAAAGAAUCAAGGAAGAGGAUGCUUCUAAUAGUACACAACAAAGACGGCAAAUAUUUAGGGUGAACAAGGAUGCAUCAGCACGUUCAGCUAGUAGUCGACAGAGCAGUACAGAGAAUGAGCUAAAGUAUUCUGAUCCUCGACCCUGGAGCAGCACAGACUCUGACAGCUCCAACCGUAACUUAAAACCAGCUAUGACAAAAGCCAGCAGCUUCAGUGGCAUUUCUGUGCUGACAAGAGGGGACAGCUCUGGAAGCAGUAAAAGCACAGGCAGGCUCUCAAAGACAGGUUCUGAGUCUUCUAGUAGUGUAGGGUCGUCUACGGGUUCGCUUUCUCGCACCCAGCAGCCACUUCCUGUUACAGCUUUAAGCCAGCCUACCCAUGGUGUUCCUGCUGUCUAUCCUCCUGUCAGCACUAGUAAUUCUGUUUCCUUUGAUGGUGGCAUGAAUGGGCAAGUGUCAUCAACAACUAGCACUAGCUACUAUUUGCUUCCGUUGGAAGCGACAGGGAUACCACCUGGGAGUGUUCUGAUCAACCCACAUACAGGUCAGCCAUUUUUUAACCCUGAUGGCACUGAAGUUGUGUACAGCCCUGCCAUUGCACAACAGUCUGUAAGGACCCCAAUGCAGCAGCCCCCUCCACCUCCUCUACAACAACAACCCUCUAAUCAUAUUCUUUCACAGCCAAUUCAGCCACUCCAGCCUUCUACUCAGCCUGUCCAGUAUUCUGCAAUCUCUUAUCCACCUCCGCUCCUGACAGUCUCUUCUAACCAGCAAUACACUGUGCAAGAUAACCUUGGUGUGCAGUUCAGUCAAUUGAGCAUUGCCAGGCAGCCUUCCAGUGAUGCUUCUGAUGGACACACUGCCAUGUUCCCCUCAUCAGUAGUUCUUCAGCCUCCUCAGCAAGCAGGAUACAUUGUGGCUCAACCGGGACAACCUGUUCCUGCUCCAACAUACUGUACAACUGGCCCUCCUGUGAAUCAGCAAGUUGUUCAGCAGCAAGGAUAUAUGCAGCAGAUGCCUACUUGUUACUGUACGCCUAAUCAGUAUUCACACUCCAACCAGCAGUAUCGCCCAGUUACACCAGUCCACUACAACACACAGCAAAACCAGCCUGUACUACACACCACACAGCAGGCAGCAUUCCAGACAGUGAUGCCUAAUCAACAGCAGAGUUAUCCAAAUGUUGUAGGAAUGCAGCAAACACAGAAUCAAAACAUGGUCAACAAUCAGCACAGCAAUAUUGGAAGUCAAAUGCAAAACAUGAUGGUACACUAUCCUUCAAUACCAUCUUACCAGGUACCAGUGCCUCAAGGGUCUCAAGGUAUACCACAACAAACAUAUCAACAGUCAGUAAUACUCUCAAAUCAGACAAACCAAGGGCAUAUACCUGCAUCAGGAGUACCAGUUUAUUAUAGUGUUAUGCCACCUGGACAACAAAAUAACAUUAGCACUUCAGUAACUUAUCUACAGCCACACGGAUCAGAACAGAUGCAGUUUCCUCGAACUACGUCUCCAUGUAGUUCACAGCUUCAGGGUUUACCAUGUACAGCUGUGGCACCACCUCAUGGUAGUGGUAUGGUGAUGAUGCAACUAACUUUACCACCUAAUCCUCAGCCAAGGGUACAUUCUCCACCUCAAUGGAAACCUAGCAAAUACUAUAGUCUUGACCAUCAAAGAGGGCAGAAAUCUUCUGAUAUCUGUAACAUGGAUAGUACAACACAGAGCAGUCCUCAGCUUGGAAGUCCAGCCAGUUCACCUGUUCAGUCCCCCGCUCCUUCUCAGCUUGUAAAUAUGAAAAGUAUCCAUCCUGGUGUCUCCCCCAUUUCCGUUAUGCCACAGUUUCCAAGACCUUUUGUUUCUGGACAAGGUGAUGCCAGAUAUCCACUUCUAAACCAGCCCUUACAAUAUAAUCACACAAUCCGUCAACCAGUGCUUCACGGACCACAUAUUGUUCCAAACCAUCAGAGUCAAUCAGGAAUACGACAUGGAAGCAGAGGAAAGAAACCAACCCGUAAAGCACUAUCUACCGAUCUUGGUGUUGGUGAAGCAGCAGUUGGGAGAGUAUUAGAAGUUACUGACUUGCCAGAAGGAAUAAGUCGUACAGAAGCAGAAAAGCUGUUUAGUGAACUCUGUAAAGUCGGAGCAAUGAUGAAGUGGAUACCAGAUCAUCAGCCUCAACGACAUCUUUGUGGAAGUGGAGACAAUAAUGCAAACAUUGACCAUUCAAAAUUAUCCAAUGACAUGGCUUCCACAUACACAAUACUAGCUCUGUUCCCAUCAAAACUUGCUGCUCAGAAUGCAAUGAUGAAACAGAAUAAUUCAUUAAACAAAUUUAAGCUCAGAACCAGCAAGAGACACUAUGAAUUUCAUAAUUUGGAAAGGGCUAGCUCUCAGUAGCAGCCACUGCAGAAUUGGACUUUGUAGCCUUGGUUUCUGCCAGUUACAUUUGUUCCCUCCAGUGCAACACACCGUUUGGCUUAUUAUGGGUUUUCGUUUGAGUUGUAAAGAUUUUGGGAAUGUGUUCCUAAUGUUGUAUUUCUACCAAGCAAUCUAGCAGUUUGUUCAAACAACAGCUUAAAACAUCCCUUAAUUUUUAUUUUGUGACAUACUGGAGCAUAUCUAAGGGCAGCAUUCUUUUUGGUUUUCUUUUUAUAAUAUUUGAAAUCUUAUAUCAGAUCCAAAGCUCCUUUGUACAGCAGCAGUUUUUUCCAAUAGCAUUACAUUGUGUUUUUCACCCACAACAAACAAUAAAUAAACAAACAAAAAAAUGGAAGUUAA